ACGGUACAAAAGUAAUUAUUAAAAAUAAUAAUAAUUUAUUUAUUAUUUAUUAAUAUUUUUUUUGGACUUGGUUUUGAGAGUGAUUUUUUAAGUGUUAACUGGUGCGUGAAUUUGUUUUAUUUAGUUAUUUGGGUGAAAAAAAAAAUAUUUUCGAAAAUGGCGCCCUCUGUGAGCGUCGCAGAGUACUAUGCAGGGAAAACGCUCUUCAUCACCGGAGCCACGGGUUUUAUGGGCAAAGUCAUGGUGGAGAAGAUGCUGAGAAGCUGCCCAGAUGUGAAGAAGAUGUACUUGCUCAUGAGGCCGAAGAAAGGACACUCCAGUAAGGAGCGAUUGGACGACUUGCUGAGUUUUAAGAUCUUCGAUCGGCUAAAAGCAGAAAACCCGAAAAUCUUCGACAAACUCCAUGUGAUACCCGGAGACAUUCUUUCUGAAGACCUGGGCAUUUCUGACGAGGAUCGGUGCCUGAUACAGAGUGAGGCGCAGGUUAUAUUCCACUGCGCUGCUUGUGUCAGAUUCGACAUGUUCCUCCGCGAUGCUGUGAAGAUGAACACCGUCGGAACCAAGAAGGUCUUGCAGCUGGCUGAGGGAGUCAAGAAUUUGGAGGCGUUCAUCCACGUGUCCACCUCAUACUGCCGCUGCGAGUUACCCGAGCUAGAAGAGAAGCUGUACCCCUCGAAGCACAGGCCUGAACACGUGAUGCACUGCGUCAGCUGGAUGGACGAUGACCUUCUCACGCAUUUGCAGCCCAAGAUAAUCGAGCCCCAGCCGAAUACAUAUGCGUACACCAAGUCUCUCACAGAAGACCUGGUAUCACAGUACGAGGGGAAGUUCCCCAUUGCCAUCGCACGGCCAUCUAUCGUGGCCGCAGCGUAUAAGGAACCCUUGCCAGGAUGGGUGGAUAAUCUCAACGGACCAACGGGGCUACUAGUCGGUGCUGGAAAAGGCGUGAUCCGCACGAUGCACUGCAACGACAGCUAUACAGCGGACGUGGUGCCGGUCGAUGUCACCGUCAACGCCUGCAUCAUACUGGGCUAUCUUACAGGACUUGAGCAGCCUAAACAGAUUAAUGUUGUGAACGUCACUCAGUCAGAAAUCAACCCCAUUACAUGGGGACAAGCGCUAGAUAUGGGUCGUGUCCACGUGCAAGAGUUCCCCUUCACAGUGUGCCUGUGGUACCCGGGCGGCUCACCCAAGAGCUCCCGUCUGGCUCACCAGCUCGCGUUGUUCUUCACUCACCUGUUACCCGCUUACCUGGUCGAUAUGCUGAUGUUUUUGAUGGGGAAGAAGACUUUCAUGAUAAAAAUCCAGAAACGCAUUAACUACGGUCUCGAAGUCCUGCAGUACUACACCACGAAGGAAUGGUUCUUCAGGAAUGACAAUUUCGUGGCUCUGCAGCAUCGGAUAUCUAAGAGCGAUAACGAGACUUUCUAUACGGAUAUGAAGGACAUGGACUGGAGCGGCUAUAUCCGCAACUACAUCCGUGGAGCACGAGAGUAUUGCUGCAAGGAGGAUCCUGCCACCCUGCCCGCUGCACGAAGACUGCAGACACAAUUAUACUACUUAGAUAAGGCAGUCCAGAUCAUGGUUGGGCUACUAGUAUCAUAUUUCAUCUAUUACUAUUUUAACAUGCUCUAUUCUGUGAUAAGCUCAUAAUUAGCUAAUUUAAUUAACAGUACCAACACACGGCAAACUUUUAGUCGGCCGAUAGUUUGUUUGGGCAGUAAUCAGCAUAAAUCAGUAUGAAGAUGAAUGGUAGUACGCACAUUACAAAGAUCAGGUAUUUAGCCGGUAUCGGACCGACUGAGAACUUUGAUUGGAGUCAAGAUUUUCUUCAAAAAUGUUUGCCAACUAUCGGCCGACUGUUUUGUCUGCAGUGUGUGGUUAUUUUAAUACUUGGUUAUUAUUGUGAUUUAAUGAGUAUCAAAUAUUAUUAUAGAGGCUAUUUCUGCCUCAAAAAUAAUCCCAUUCGAGUCAUACAUUACUUACUUAGUUAAAGUUAUUUCUUAUAAACAUUAUGAAUAGUAGUAAUGUUGGUGAUUCUAUGAGAGAAUUGUGUCCAUGUGUGUAGACAGCCUUAUUUUAUGUGCUCUUCUUAUAUUCUAACAACAAAUAAAAUACUUUAACUUUACUUUAAUACUUACAAAGGAGAUUAUUCUGUUCUUUUUUUAAUUAUGUUGACAAGCAAUUUCCAAAUAUUGAUAAAUAGGCAGUAUAUAAUAAUACUUGUUUUAGGAGUUAACCACCGCUACAAAGAAUUCCAUGAUAGUUUUUUUACUAGAAAGAAAAAUAAAACAUUUUUGUUAUCUAAGUAAAAUAACAAAGAGGAAAAAUGUUUUGUUUGUUUGUACCCCAAAGGCUCCGAAACCACUAAAUCGAUUUAAAAAAUUCUUUCACUGUUGGAAAGCGACACUCUUCCCGAGUAACAUAGGCUAUAUUUUAUCUCGGUACGGGCAGUAGUUCCCACUGGACGCGAAUAAAACCGCGGGAAUUCGGCAAGUAAAAUUUCUACAAUAUUUUGUUUUAUAAUAAAGGAACAUUAAUAUACCAAAGACAGAGUGUAAAAUGUUUCUUAACCACCUAGAAAACAUAGUUUUUAGUCCAUUUUGUAAUUUACCUAAUAAUACUCAUAGUUUUGUACUAAUUUUAAAAAAUAAAUUCAUUUACGUAACAAUUUGACCUACUGUCAAUAAAUGUGUAUUUCUCUAAUGUCAAUUUUCAAAAGAAUAUGUACAGUCAACGUCAGGUCAGUGGUAACAGUUUUAUAGGAAAAUCGUACUUACUACUAUUGAGUUAAGGUGCAUGACAGUUACCACUGAUGUGCAGUCUACCGUACAGAAAGCACGUCAACGUAUCUCAAUAAUUUGUCAAAUGUCUUCAAUAGAUUUUCAACCUUAUCACAAUAGUGUAAGAUUAAUGUUCGAUUAGUAGGGUAGGUUGAUCUGCUUUCUGUAUCUUUUUUAUUUCUUCUUGCCCUAUAAAUUUAAAAAUGAAUGAAUUAUUAAGUAAAAUUAACCUAUAAUUAAAGGACCUAUCCGUUGUGUCUUUUUUUUGUUAAAACAUUGUUUUUCUUGCGUAACUGUUGCUCAACUAAAUAGUUGCAGUGUAUGAAAUUGUCCUUAGUAUUUAAUUGUUUACCUCAUGUAUAAAUUGUAAUAAAUAAUGUUAACACAAAUUAUAAUAAAUUAAAUUAGAUAA
Messenger RNA from Helicoverpa zea (corn earworm), 3195 nucleotides. RefSeq names its product putative fatty acyl-CoA reductase CG5065. Gene Ontology annotation, molecular function: alcohol-forming very long-chain fatty acyl-CoA reductase (NADP+) activity. NCBI's taxonomy places the organism in Eukaryota, Metazoa, Arthropoda, Insecta, Lepidoptera, Noctuidae. Gene Ontology annotation, biological process: long-chain fatty-acyl-CoA metabolic process. The record is from RefSeq and is a predicted model, not a curated record. Gene Ontology annotation, cellular component: peroxisome. Bases 157 to 1653 code for a protein of 498 amino acids. The transcript has 13 exons.